Molecule: messenger RNA, 1197 nt
Organism: Apodemus sylvaticus (European woodmouse)
Lineage: Eukaryota; Metazoa; Chordata; Mammalia; Rodentia; Muridae
Product: translation initiation factor IF-2-like
Exons: 3
Coding region: 1-1197 (398 amino acids)
Source: RefSeq, a predicted model, not a curated record
AUGAUUCUUGGAAGCAGAAAGGCAUCCUGGGCCUAUGCCCAGCGCAAAAGCCCCCUCGGCUCGGCCCAGGAAAAAGGCACGAGGAGAGACACUGGGAGCGAAAAGUUCGGGGCACAGCCCCGCGGGCAGCGUCCCCACCAGCUUCUCUUCCCAGCUCUGCGUGGGCACAAGACGGCUGAUCCCCGAGGACGGCCAGAAGGACCUGUUGAGGCAGCGGAGGCCUCGCCACCCGCUCGCUUGCAGCCCCGCGAGAGCGACGGACACCCGUCUCGGGUCUCAGGAGCGUUCGCUUCCAUUGCUCCCCCUCCGCCCCGCUACACGUUCCGCGCAAAGGCCCCAGGGCCUGGCCAAGCGGGAGGCGCGGGGACCCGGCGGGAGGAGCUCACAAGACUCCGCGGCUUCCCGGCGCCAGCAGGCCGCGCGCGGUUCUCCGCGGCCUUCACGCCGGCCUGCUCCUCACCGCAGCCUGAGGUAAAAGGUGCUGGACAGAGGAAACGCGCCCACCCCUCAGGCCUCGCCGGCCCGGGGCAGUCCCUGGGGCCGCCGCCCGCCCGCCAGCCCGGCCGCCCCGGGAACUGCCACAGCACAGGCCGCGCCACCGCCGCGGAUGCCGCCGCCCUCCCGCCGCCCGGCCGCCCCGCCGCCGCCGAGCUUUCCCCACCAUUAUGCUCCGCUCCGCCGCCGCCGCCGCCGCCGCCGCUGCCGCCGCGCCCGGCCCUCCCUCCGGAGCCGCCUCCUUCCCGCCGCCCGGCGCCUCUCGGGCCUCAGCCGGCGACGGGCGCUGGGGGCGGGGGGGACGCAGCGCGGAGGGCUCGGGGCUCGAGGGGCGCCAUGUUGGCGGCGGCUUCCACCACAGAAAAUGCCUCCGCGCGCGCCGGGGCGAAGCCGGGCGAGGCGGCCCGGGCGCCGCGCGCCGGCUGGAGGCCUGGCCCGCCGCGCGCGCUCGCUCGCUCGCUCGCUCACUCACCGCGUCUCCUCAGCCCGACGGCGGCGCGGGGCCUGCGGGGCUGCAGAGGACGCCUCGGGGGCAAAGUUGGCAUCCCCCCCCCCAAGAGGCGGUUCACGCGGCGCGGGCGCGGCGGCCGGCCCCGCUCGCGGCCUCCUCGGAGUUCAUUGUGUGCGCUUGAGUGUUUCCCCGCGCGGGGCCGGGCCGGGCGAGCGCGGGGCCUGGGCCGAGCCGCGCACGGGGGGCUCUAG